GGCUGCCCUUCACCUCCCCUUACCGUGCGGCCCGGGCGGGACAGGGCUGGGAUGGGCUGCAGAGCUGCGCAGAGCUCCGGGGUUCCCCGCGGCCGCCUUCUCUCCUCCGCGGCCUGGCCGGGCGCUGCGCAGUUCCCAGGCUCCUCGGGUGGCGGAGGCGCCGCUGGGUGCCCGCCCCUGCAGCGGGAAGGCGGCGCUGGAGUCCCUCUGAGGCGGCUCUGGCGGCGCGGCCCUGCGGGCCUGGCUACGCACCUUACCGCGGAGCGGGAAAGGGGCGGUCUGUCCUCAGACCGAGAGAAGAGGGUCCCCCCAGGGCUGGGGGAGGCGGGGACAGACUGGGGGCGAGUGGCGAAGAGCGAACUUGGAAACGCGCCGGCGCUGCCUCGGAGUCUGAAAAUCACCGUGUCUGUUGCUCGGCAGAACUAAAAUUGUGGAAGGCGGUCUGAUAGGGGUGUGCUGGAUGACGGAAGAGACCUCAAAGAGUAGGGGAAGCUGACAGAUGAACCAGCAUCGUAGUUGAGAUGACUUGCACUUCCUGCCAAGAAAUAAAGAUAUAAAAUCUUAAAAGUUAGCAGAAUAAAAGAACAUACAGAUCUAAUCUGAUGCAGACCUGUGGUAGAAUCGAUAUACUGGUGAGUAUCAAGAUUGUUCUUUAACUAGCCAUGCUAAAGGAGAAGAAUAUGUUCAUACAGCUUGCUAGUAUACUUCAGAGAGAAUAAAACUGAGGAUUAAGAACUGAUGAAACAGAUUCUAAAAAUGGAAUGGGGAGGAGAGUAUUCACUUGAUUCCUCCAAUUUAGACUGUUUGUUAAAUGUCCUUCCUGGAGAAUUGGAAUUCCAACAAAUCCUGAGUGAUGUUGAUGAGAAAAUAAGGAAGAACUCUUCCAGCAUAGAAAAGUGUCUUAAAGACCUGCAAAAAGAAGUAAAUGAAAUAUAUACUGAUGAAAUUCUACAAACCACAGCUGACUGCAUUCAGUGGCUAAAUAACUGCAAUUUUAGUUCACUCAGACCUUCUUCUACAGACCAUGGAGAGCUGAUGGAGUUCCUUAGGACCCUGCAAAGCUUGCUGAAGAAUGAGCAAAAUCAGGAAGAAAUGGUACUUCACUUCCUUCUGGAUCUCUCUAGUCAGUGUGGCGUCUCAUUUCCCUGCACUCCGAGUGGGACAUCUUUUGAGUUAACAUCUUCUCUUCAUACCAUUGAGGAUGAUUCAGCUAUGGAUGUGAAAUCUCUUUGGGAUGAUGUGAGAUUGCAUCUUCGACAAUUUUUAGUAAAUAGACUUCAAAGUCAAGAAGAAACAAAUGCUACUGCUUUGCAACAACAAAUGGAGUUUAAAACUCAGUGCAUACAGCAACUUUUGUUUCUUUAUCCUGAAUCAGAAGUCUUAACAAAGUAUCAAAAUAUGCAGAAUAAACUGGUUAGCAAUCUUCUACAGAAUUGUAUUUUGUCUAGUUGUGGUGAAACAAAUUUUGAUAAGGUAGUUCAUGGUUACCAAAGUUCCAUACCCACAUUGUGCACAAUGAUAAAAGAGGAUUUGUAUAUACUAAGUGGAACUAUUGAUCCUUCUUCUUCAUUGAAAUUUAUUAAUGAAACUUACCUGGAUACCAUCACAGAAGAAAUGACAGUUCUUCUUGAAAGACUUUGUGAGCUGCAGUUCAAAGAAAAUGCUCUACAUAUAGUUAAAGCAACCAAGAUUUCAAAGAAGCGUAGAGGAACGGUUCACGCUGUGGCCUCCCAAGAAUGCCACAAAAAAGGAAGGAACUUCUGUUUAACAUUGUAUCAACUCAAAUGUCUUUCUCAACUUAUCAAACUCUUCUUAUUAAUGGAGGAAAAAAUUGAAGAGCUCUCUGCAGAAAUUCUGUUGCUGCCUUCAUUUAUGGAGCGAAAUAAGAAUGUUCAAGGAGUUCUGAAGAGAGCUAGUGGGGAGCUUUUAAUAGGAGAAACUAGAGCAAAUGAAACCAGCGUGCUUCCUGAACAGUUACUUCAGGUAGAAGAGCCUAUUUUACUGAAUUUUGGCUGGAGAAAUGCAUUUAAAGACCUGUCUUCUUCUGUGGCUCACUGUGUAACAAUAGCAAUCGAGGAUUUUUCAUCUAAAAUUCUUCAACAUGAGCAGAAAGAAGAGUUUUCAGCUUCAGGCUGUGCAAUGAGUCUUGUAAACAACCAGCAAAUGAGGGAGUCCUGCAGAGCAGUCCAACAGGAGGAGCAACCAAAACGAAUUGCUAAGUUUUGUUUUGACAUCAUGGAAGAACUGGACACAUUGCUUCCAUUGGCUCUGGCAUGCAGAGAUGAUUCUCUUCUUGAAAUUAGAGCAAACUUUGUAGAGGCCUGCAGCAAAGUGGCAACAGCUAUACUGGCAAGACUGGAGGAGAAGACCAAAGACGUUCCCUCCAAGGCUCCCCUGCAAGACUUGUGUGCUGCCCUUUCCACAGCAAUAUAUGUCUUUCAGCAUUUUACAAUGUAUAGCAAUUUAAUGAGAGAAACAAGCAAAAACCCCCUGUUCCUAGUGCUUGUCCAACAGUACCAGGAAUUCAUCAGUGUUCUCCAGCUUCAAGUUACCAACUACUGCAUCAGAGUUUGUGCUACAAGCAUAUUACAGGAUGCUGAGAGCCACCACUGGGAUGACUCCAAAGCUUUUUAUGAGGGGGAAAGAUGCUCAUUCUCUGUCCAGAUGUGGCAUUACUUCUGCUGUGCUACUCAUCAUGAUCUAUGGACUAUUCUACCUCCAAAGACAGCCCAGGAGAUUCUUACAGAUAUACUAGAGCAAUCUUUGGAUAUUCUGUCCUCCAGAUAUUUUCAGGUGUGUCCCAGUUACAAGAGAACACCUCAGAUCAGAAUUGAUAUUGCAGCAAUUUUGAUGUCCACUGAAGAUAUGCUCUGGUCAGUUUGUAGUUCUGUACAGGAGUUUCUGAAUCCACAUGAAGACAGAGAUCUCAAGAUCUAUAAAAUACAUAGCCACUGCAAUAGUCUGAUCUCUGUGCUGGCUAUUUUAACUUCACCACUGAAGAAUGUAUAUGAGACAUUACUGAAUAGUUGUGGUGAAGAUCUUCCUCAAGAGUUUCCAGAAGUCUUUUAUCAUCCAUCACAUUGGUUAUUUUGCAUACCAUCAUCCUGUUUUUUCUUACUGAAGAUUCCAUCAGCCAGAGAAAUGGCCGCCCAGGGUCAGCUGAAACUGCUUUUAUCCCAGCCGUAUUGUAAUUUGAACUUGCUUUUGGAAACAUUGCUACAUCAUGAUUGCCUCUUAGUGAAAAUUUUGCUGAGAAGCUCAAGACAUGAAGCAUUGAAUCGUGAUGAACAAAGUUCUCUCUUAGAACAAGAACAGAUAAAUAACAAAGAGCCUACUCUGAUUGAAACAAUCUUCACUGUAUUGUCUUACUGCACUUUAUCACCCAAAUCUCUUGGCAUUGCUUUUGAGACCUACAUGGAAAAAGAGCAGUUGUGGAGUUGCUUAUACAGUAUGACAGUUUCCAGUUGUGGUGAGUCAGAGCCGGAAGUUAUCAGAUGCUUGAAGUUGACUUUGAUUAAUUCAGUCAAGGGUGUAGUGAAACAGAUUAUUUCUUUGAUGCAUUCAUGGGAGGCAACGGAAAACUAUGGAACUUACCAGCACAAGCAAAUAGUUCCUGAAAGUUUACUGAAAACAGUUCCAAAGGAAUGGAAUUACACUCCUCGGGAAAUGAAGAGAAAAGAAUCUGGGAAAUGCUUCACAAGGCUUGCAGCUCAGGCAGUAUCUAUUGUAAUCAGCAAGUUACCUACAGUGAUUGCAUGUUUGCCUCCCCCAAUUAAGUACUUCUUUUUUCUGGCUGAGAGAAAAAUGUCAAGAAACUUUGCUGAAUUGAAGAAAGGUGGUCUGCUCGUCUGGAACUUGAUUCUAAUUAUAUGUCGGAUAUUUGAGGAUGGAAAUACUGCAGAACUUUUAACAGGUGCAACACUUGACAGAUGGAGCAAAGAAAAACUCGGUUUAGUUCGUGUGUGCUUAGAAAGUAUUAUGGGAAAACAGAAAAGUGGUCCUAAGCAAGUGACCCAGAAGAUUAUACAAAACAUUGAACAGCAAAGACCAAACUGGAUUGAAAACCAGUUGCUGAAGGCAAGAAAAUUGAGCACAGACUGUGCCUCAAACACAAUAGAAGGUGCAACGUUAGAGGAAGGAGGUAUUGCACUUGGAUUCACUGAGCAGAAAAUAAACAUGAUGGUCCUGGAUAUCUGCCACAAACCAGGUGGCAGCGACUACCUGAGGCAAAUUUAUCACAUCAUCCAGCUCAAUGAGGAAUAUUUGAAGGAGCAGCUGUCUUGUGAGAAUUCUUCUGAAGAUGGUGUUAUGUCCAGUCAAUGCCUGCCUUUGACACUGAAGGGCAGAGAAGAGCAGCCUGUCUUCAACCCUUUCCAGGUGUACAGACAAUCUUGUGCAAAAAUAUUCAAUCAGUCAACCAGUACUGAAUGGAACUGGGAUUGGUCAAACUUGCUGCCAAGUUACUUGGGAUUGAAUCAGAUGACCUCCAGGGUGCUGCUGGCACACAGGUGGGAGAUGAAAGAAGAUGCAGAUCUUGAAGAUGAGGAGAAAGUUAUGGUGGAACACUUAAAAAAUGUUUAUUUGACACCAGGCAAUCCUGUCUCAGAGAAUAAAGAAGAACAAUUACCUUGACAGAUUUUGGGUAGCAUUUUUUUUCUGAAUUCAACAUGAUUAACAUAAUGGCUUAGUUAUAACUGACAGGGCUAGAAAGCUCAGGAAUAUGUAUCUCCUGUAGGAGACAGUAGGAGUUUUAAACUAAAGAGUGUUCUCCUGUGAUUGUCUAGUCACCCCAUCCAGGCAGCAAUUGUUCAUACAAGUGUAAAGUGAGCAACAAUAUAUGAAAAUGUCAAUGUCA
Empidonax traillii (willow flycatcher) is the source of this 4855-nucleotide messenger RNA. Its product is annotated as KIAA0825 ortholog. The transcript is spliced from 23 exons. NCBI's taxonomy places the organism in Eukaryota, Metazoa, Chordata, Aves, Passeriformes, Tyrannidae. The record is from RefSeq and is a predicted model, not a curated record. The coding region runs from base 739 to 4632 and encodes 1297 amino acids.